UGGGCACUGGUGGGUGGCACUGGUGGGCACAGGUGGGCGGCACAGGUGGGCACUGGUGGGUGCAUUUCUGGGCACAGGUGGGCGCACUGUUGGGCACAGGUGGGUGCAUUGCUGGGCACAGGUGGGCGCAUUGCUGGGCACAGGUGGGCGCAUUGCUGGGCACAAGUGGGCGGAACUUGUGUGUGGCACAGGUGGGCACCGAUCAUCAGGGCACUGAUGAUCAGUGACCCUGAUGAUCGGUGCCGAUCCCUGUUCUGACAACUGCCGGUUUUCGGCAGUACUUUCCUCACGAUCUGACAGCGUGAGGAAAGUGCAGCCGAGAACUGGCAUUUGCAU
Messenger RNA from Staurois parvus, 336 nucleotides. The record is from the annotation of a GenBank genome assembly. Lineage: Eukaryota; Metazoa; Chordata; Amphibia; Anura; Ranidae.